This is a messenger RNA of Triticum aestivum (bread wheat), 725 nucleotides long. RefSeq names its product auxin-responsive protein SAUR36-like. The record is from RefSeq and is a predicted model, not a curated record. NCBI's taxonomy places the organism in Eukaryota, Viridiplantae, Streptophyta, Magnoliopsida, Poales, Poaceae. Bases 306 to 725 code for a protein of 139 amino acids. Gene Ontology annotation, biological process: response to auxin. The transcript has a single exon.
AGCAUCAAGGACUGGACUACUGUAGUGUGCAUCUGAGUGCCUAGCCAGUAGUCCACUACCUUUGCCUAUACAGAAAGCCAUGGCCCAGCAAAUCUGAUCUGAAUCUGGAUGCCUCCCUUUACAGGCACCAUUGCACUCACCAAGCUCAUGGUCUUAUCCCCUUCCAAAUGCAAAUUAGUCAUAUGGUUGUGCCUAUAUAAGUAUAUAUUCAUGGGCUAGCUAGUAGUACACCACUCUUCAUCAACAAACUCACAGAUCAAGAAUUUCUGAGCUAAUACAUACCUCAGAACCAAGAACACCCAAGCAUGGCCAUGAUACAUCCCAGGAGACUUGCUCAGUUGGUGAGGAAGUGGCAAAAGGUCAAGCACCCCUCCAGUGAUGACAAAGCAUGCUGCACAACAUCACCGAUUGCAGACAAAGGGCACUGCACCAUGUACACAGCCGAUGGAAGGCGGUUCGAGGUCCCCUUGACGUACCUCGACACGACGCUCUUCGGCGAGCUGCUAAGGAUGUCCCAGGAGGAGUUUGGGUUUGCAUGUGACGGCAGGAUCACACUGCCCUUCGAUGUGGCAGUGAUGGAAUAUGCCAUGUGCUUGCUCAGAAGAAAUGCAUCGGAGGAAGUAGAGAGCGCGUUCCUGAGCUCUGUAGUGACGCCUUGCCAAUAUACAAGCUGUACGGCGCCACCUGCAUCGCUGCACCAGCAGCUUGCAGUUUGUAGCUCCUGA